This is a messenger RNA of Saccostrea echinata, 1952 nucleotides long. RefSeq lists its product as uncharacterized. The transcript has 6 exons. NCBI's taxonomy places the organism in Eukaryota, Metazoa, Mollusca, Bivalvia, Ostreida, Ostreidae. The record is from RefSeq and is a predicted model, not a curated record. Bases 34 to 756 code for a protein of 240 amino acids.
UCAUAUAAUUAUGUUGCAGAAUUCUUAGGCUUGAUGGCACAAGAUGUCUCCGUGUUGGAACUGCUGGAUUCUACGAGACAGGUUCAGGAGGAGGAUGUUACUAUUCUACUAGAGGAUUUAAAGCAUAGAAAGGAUUUACUUGUGGAUAAGAAAGUUCAAGCUGGUGCUAAGAAGUACUUUACAAAAGAUGCCUGGAUUACUGCUUUGGAUACUCUAAAAAUGCUUGAUGUUACGCAGAUGCAAAAGAAGCCUUUCAAAGCUGGCAGUUCAUCAGGCCUUGUGAAAGGAACAAAAAGAAAACUUGUAGAAGUAGUUGAUUCAACAUCAGAGCUGCCAGGACCCAGUAGUAUGAAAAUUUCCAGAAGACGAAAAGGUAAAACUAAUAAAGACACAGAUCCUGAGCAUUCAUCAAAUUCAAGUGAGGAUGACAGUUCAGUUGGGUCAGAAGAUGAUGGAAGUGAAAUUGAAUCUUUGAAAUCUGCAUCAAGGAAAGUCAAGAGACACAGCUGGCUACCAGAGGAGGAUAAAGCCAUACAAUCAUAUUUCAAGGAAGAUAUCAAUGAUUUCGAAAACGAGGGGAAUGCAGGACCAUUACACGUGGCAAAGAAAAUAAAAAAAUUCCUUACCAAGAAUCCAAACAUUCUAAGGGAUUAUCCUACUGGGGAGAAAACCAAGAAGAUCAGGAUAAAAGUGUUUAAUCUGAGGAGACAGAGGAGACUAAAAUACAAGAAGGGAGUAGAAAAACUUUCUGUCUGAUUUUUUUCUGUCAAGGAAGUUUUAAAAAUAUACCGACACGCAAAAGAAAUGCAACAUUAAGCAUUAAAUACAUCUGAAUUUUUAGUUUGUUUGGUCAGAAACAAGAAGAGCUUAAGUGAUAGUAAGGUGUCUGUCAUCCGUCUAUUUGCCUAGCUGUCUGUCUGUCUGUAUACAAUUUUUAGCUCGACUGGUCAGAGACCAUAAGAGGUUAUGCAAUAGAAAGGUGAACCCUGUCCUUCCUUCUGUCUGUCUAUUUGCAAUUUUUCACUACUCCUCCUACAGUUUUGGCACAUAAUUCAGUAAACUACACUGAUACAUAUUUAUAUAAUAGUGUUGCAUUAUGCAUGUACUAUGCCUAAAUAUAGUAGGCAGGUUUGACACAUUGUGCACAAGCCGGAGGCGAGUUCACCAUGUGUAAAACCCUGCCUACUAUUUAGGCAUAGUACAUACAUAAUGCAACACUAUUGUUAUUAUUAUGCUGACUGUUGUAAUUAUUUAUGCGGCAAUUUGACUUUUUACUGAAAAUAUCGGUGCUAACACAGGGCACUUGCAAGAUUUCAUUCAAAAUCUUCAUGCUAAAAUUGGUUACAAGCUUAGUUAUUUUGGUUACUAGUACCCUACUGUAUUUUCUCUUGAUAAGUCGGGAUUUUGUCCUAAAGUGACUCAUCUUUAUUAUUUUCUGUUUUGUAAGUAAGACUGAUUUGUUUGCAGACGUCGAUUCUCAUUGAUAAUUUUUAUUUUACAUCCUUCAAUCAAGCAUUAUAUAAAAAUCUAAGCGUUUUAAUGACCCCAUGAUAUCAGUUCAUCUAACAAUCUGUAUGUAAUUAGUUUGAAACUUUGUUGUACACAUUUAUCUAUGGUUCCUUAGAAUAAUAUAGCUGUUUUCAAAUAAUAUUUGUCUAUUUUCUCUUGUGUCAAUCGUUUAAAUUAAGUUUAAGAAUUUAAUAAAAUUCCUCCAAUCAGUGAUCGUCAGUGGCGUAAUCGAUAAGGCAUCGGACUGGCAACCUCAUGGUCGUGAGUUCGAUUCCCGGGGUGUGCAUUGAAGAAUUUUAUUCAGAAAACAAGGUCAUGCACUAUUUCGGCAUAGUAUGCUUACGCUAUAUAAAUCCUUAGAACAGUAUGAGAGAAUAGUAUGGGUUAUAUAGAGACAAACCGACAGGAAGCAUAAUAAUUCUGUAUAUUAGUUUUUAAUAUCA